AUGGAUCAGUCGCUAUCGCUUAUUUCGGCUCAGGUCCAGUUCAUGGACGACCGACUGGCCCUAGUCCAUAUCCCACUUGACCUAUAUCCGUACUUCUUGAACCCCAUUCUCCAGGUCCUUUUCCACGAAGUGCCUCCGCUAGAAGAAGCUCAUGGCGCACAUGGGGACAACGGCCAUUCGGAUGCCUCACGACGAGCCCAGCCUGCGUUCUUGAACCUCUCGAUCACGCCGGUCGAAUGCUCCAUCAUGUGUCCGCGGCAGCUGGCGAACCAGUACUUUGCUCCGCUGGUCGAACGCUUCGUGAAUACUAGUUCCUCCUCGCAGAGUCGCUUAUCGAUCAGCCAGGACGAUUUCAUUGCGAUGCAGGUGUACGGCGAAGGGCUGGAGGCGGGCCAACGAGUGCUGGAGCUGACGAGUCCCCUGGCCAUGGCAGGAAUCUCUAUCUUUUUCAUUUCCACCUACUUUGCCGAUUACAUCAUAGUGCCCCUUCGCAGUAAGACACAGGUGAUCAAGGCCUUGGAGAAGCGAGGCUUCCAAUUCGAGAUGUCGACCGAAGCAUUCGUCAACAACAACCAGGCGCAGUUGAACAGCUGUUUCAGUCCCACGUCUUCACGCUCGUCAAGCAGUCUCGGCUCCCCGCCGGCGACGCCUCCACCCUCGUCACUCGAUGAACUGCAGACGCGCACCUUUUCCUCGUUACGGAGGAACCACAUCGUUCCCAGUGUGGACAAAUCCCUGCGCUUGGUGCAAUGCGCCGCCCACCACCCCUACAGCAGCGAAGAGAGCUCCAUCUCCAUCCUUCGAGAGGCACUCACCGUGGUACUGGUCGUGGACAAGCCGCGAUUCCUCUCGUUGACCCUGACGGCCGCCGACCCUGCCGCAUCUCUUCUCCUCGAAAAACGCCUUCUCCCCCGGUUCUCUCGCGACCCGACUUCCACCGGCGACUCCGACGAAGAAACCAGCCUUCUCCUCGGGUCGAAGGAAGAGAUCCUCGUCCCCAUCAUGCUCGAUCUGCGCAGCCUCCCCCUCGAAGCGACGGGCAUUGUCUGCGGCGUCGCCGGACGACUAGCUGACGCCACGCGGCACGACGAUUUCACCGACUCCUCCACCAUCCUCUCGCAGUCGUUCAACGGCAGCUCGUCGAUCGACAGCUCCAUCAAGCACUUGCUCUCGUCCAGCCUCGGGUCCGGCGGGCCCGUCAAACCGCCCAGCCCUAGCUUCGGUCGCCGCAGUCAGCAUGGAUCGGUGAACCCGCCCACCCACCGUCUGCAACCGGACCUGGAUGCUUCCAUCGAUGCCGUCGAGAUCAGUUUCUUGAGCACGGCCCGCGCGGGGACGAUCAUUGUCGGCGAGCACGAGCUGAAUCGGGCCGUCGAUGCUUUGGAGGCGGAGAGUCAUGGGUCCGAGAUGGAUGAGUCAUAG
This is a messenger RNA of Aspergillus steynii IBT 23096, 1422 nucleotides long. Its product is annotated as ACT domain-containing protein. NCBI's taxonomy places the organism in Eukaryota, Fungi, Ascomycota, Eurotiomycetes, Eurotiales, Aspergillaceae. Gene Ontology annotation, cellular component: cytosol. The transcript is spliced from 3 exons. The record is from RefSeq and is a predicted model, not a curated record. Bases 1 to 1422 code for a protein of 473 amino acids. Gene Ontology annotation, biological process: regulation of intracellular signal transduction; cellular response to L-arginine.